AUGUCCACCAUCGCCCACUCGCUGCGCGACCACCGCUCGCCCACGCGCACCCAGCUCUUUGCCCACGCCUUCUCUCUGCCCGCCGGCGAGACGCCCAUCCCCGAUGCAGAGAUUUCCUCUGCCGUCCUCUCGCUCUCGGCAUCGUCCGCAGACGGCGCGCAAGAGGAGCAGGUCUACGCCGGACGCCUCACCCUCACCCAGUCCUUUCUAUGCUUUGCCAGCCAGGGCGACCGCGGCAGGAGCUGCAGGAUGAACCUCCCGCUCUGGUGCGUCAGGCGUGUGGAGAGGCUCAACACAAAGGGAACCGUAUUUGCCCUCAGCAUCGUCGUGUGGCACGGCAUGAAGAUCAUCCUUCAAUUGAACGCCCUCCGGCCCACAUGCGAGGCCUUUUGCGGCGUCCUCCGCGACCAGCUGCGCGCCCAGCUCGGCAACAUGAAGCUGCUCAAGCCCUUCCUCGCAGGCUGCUACAGCGAGACGCUGCUGACAGAACCCACCCCCGCCGCAGAGCAGAGCGAAAAGGACAAGGCAGAGACGCCCUCGCAGGAGCCCGACAACCCAGACGCUGCCACCGCAGCCACACCUGCUUCAGAGAAGAGCGAAGCCGAGUCCUCCUCAGCAGCAGCAGCAGGGGCGACAGGGGCGGCACCGGCAACAGCAGCGUCGACGGCGCCGAAUGCCAACGCCAAGGAGAAGCCGCCGUACCACGCGGGUCUUGGAGCCACGUUUGGCUUCCCCGGCGACCCGAGGAAGCUGCGGGAAAAGAGCAAAGUCAAGCUGUGGCGCGACUACUUUCGGGCGCACGGCAGGAACCUCACGCUGCUGCGCUACCCUCAGUUCCUCCGGCUCGUCCAGGUGGGCCUGCCCAACCGGCUCCGCGGCGAGGUGUGGGAGCUCACCAGCGGCUCCAUCUACAACCGCUUCGCCCACGCCGGCGAGUACGAGGCGCUCUUGAAAAAGUACGACGGCGUCGUCAGCACCAGCACCGAGGAGAUUGAAAAGGACCUCAACCGCAGCCUGCCCGAGUACCCGGCCUACCAGACGCCCGAGGGCAUCGAGACGCUGCGCCGCGUGCUGGUCGCCUACAGCUGGAAAAAUCCGGAGCUCGGCUACUGCCAGGCCAUGAACAUUGUCGUCGCCGCCAUCCUCAUCUACAUGAGCGAGGAGCAGUGUUUCUGGCUGCUCGACAUGCUCUGCGAGCGUCUGCUGCCGGGAUACUACACCCAAUCCAUGUCCGGGACGCUGCUCGACCAAAAGGUGUUUGAGCAUCUGGUGCAGCGCACGCUGCCCAUGAUCCACGAGCACUUUGUCAAGGCCGACAUCCAGCUGUCGGUGGCGUCGCUGCCGUGGUUCCUGUCGCUCUACAUCAACUCGAUGCCCAUGAUCUUUGCGUUCCGGAUCCUCGACUGCUUCAUGGCCAUGGGGCCCAAGGUGCUCUUCCAGGUCGGCCUCGCCAUCCUCAAGAUCAACGGCGAGGAGCUGCUCAAGGUGAGCGACGACGGCGCCUUCAUCAACCUGAUGAAGGCCUACUUCCGCUCCCUCGGCGACAGCGCCCACCCCAACAGCCCCAACCCGCGGCACCGUCAGAUCACCAACUUCCAGGAGCUGCUCGUCGUCGCCUUCCGCGAGUUUGGCAUCAUCACCGACGAGACCAUCGCCAGCGAGCGCAGGCGGUUCCGCCAGGAGAUUGUCCAGGAGCUCGAGCUCUUUGCCAAGCGCAGCGCCAUCCGCAACCUCAAGGACCACGGGCGAUUCACGAAGGACCAGGUUGGCCUCAUCUACGACCAGGUCGUCGAGGCCAUCUACCGCGCACGGCACGCACCUGGCUUUGCGGGCGACGCCAAGACGGCCGCCUCGAAUCCAAACGCGGGCAUCGUGGCCAACGACCCGAAAGAGGUGCUCGAAAAGGCGCUGGCCGCCCCUCCCGUCUCGUCGGCGGGCGAGCCGGACUACAAGGAGAUGCGGAUCGACCUCCGGACAUUCCGCCUCUUCCUCGGCGAGGUGGCGACGUGGGCGCGCGACGAGUUUAUCGUCUCAAACGGCUUCCAGGAGCGCAUCGAGAGAAAGGUGCCAGAGCACGAGACGGUCGCCAGGCUGUUCCGCUUCUGGGACAAGGAGAAGAAGGGCACGCUUUCGCUGCAGGAUAUCGUGUCUGGCCUCGACGCCGUCAUGUUCAACCAGGACGACGUGAUGGCCAACAUCCAGUGGUUCUUUGAGCUGCACUCGGACGGACGACCCUCGCUGACCAAGGACGAGGUGCUGCGGCUGAGCGAGAGCCUCCUCUUUUUCUUCCGCAACGAGACAAACGACGGCUACCUGGGCGCCGUGUCGCAGCUGAUAGCCCAGGCGUUUGAGCAUGGCGGGGAGGGCAAGUCGGCUUAG
Molecule: messenger RNA, 2379 nt
Organism: Pseudozyma flocculosa PF-1
Lineage: Eukaryota; Fungi; Basidiomycota; Ustilaginomycetes; Ustilaginales; Ustilaginaceae
Exons: 6
Coding region: 1-2379 (792 amino acids)
Molecular function (GO): calcium ion binding
Source: RefSeq, a predicted model, not a curated record